AUGAUGUCUCACUUCUUUACUGUACUUGUGGUACUAUGUGGAGUUGGUUGGGUUCAUGCUGCCGUAGACUGCAGAGCAACUGGAGCUGGUCGUUUUGCGGACUUAGCUGACGAGAAAUGCAAGAACUACACACUGUGUAUCUAUGUCAAGGCUACAGACAGUUACCUCGCCUACAACACAGUAUGCCCCAGCAUAUCUGUGUUCAACCCACUGAUAUCUAAGUGUACUUCUCCAACGAACUACGUCUGCAACAUCACCGUCAGUAUGCCGAGACCUUCGCCUUCCACCAUCUGCACCUCCGACGGCUACAUUGCAGAUCCCGAACCUACGAAUUGUGCUACUUACAUACAAUGUGUAAAAAUCAGAGGGGUUUUUACUCAGUUGAGACAUCGAUGUCCAGAAUAUACGUAUUACAAUCCUAAUACGACGUUGUGUGAGUCUAAUUACACAUGUACGGACUUCAGUUGCGUGGCGCCCGGGAGGGUCGCGGAUAAAGCAGACUUCACGUGUCGCAAAUAUUACUACUGUGUACAGUUAUUCAAUGGGACUUUUGCUCAGUUCAAGUACACCUGUCCCGCAGAUUCAGUGUUUAAUCCCAUUACUAGACUUUGUACAACACAUUAUUCGUGCAGUUAGGUUGACUAUUGUUCUAGGUUAUUGUUAUUUAAUGCUUGUUAACUAUUUCUGGUACUACGAACUUGACAAUUUUAAAAACAUUU
This is a messenger RNA of Spodoptera litura, 719 nucleotides long. RefSeq lists its product as uncharacterized. NCBI's taxonomy places the organism in Eukaryota, Metazoa, Arthropoda, Insecta, Lepidoptera, Noctuidae. Gene Ontology annotation, molecular function: chitin binding. Gene Ontology annotation, cellular component: extracellular region. The record is from RefSeq and is a predicted model, not a curated record.